Molecule: messenger RNA, 1170 nt
Organism: Monoraphidium neglectum
Lineage: Eukaryota; Viridiplantae; Chlorophyta; Chlorophyceae; Sphaeropleales; Selenastraceae
Exons: 5
Coding region: 1-1170 (389 amino acids)
Biological process (GO): spliceosomal snRNP assembly
Cellular component (GO): SMN complex; nucleus
Source: RefSeq, a predicted model, not a curated record
AUGGACGCCGAGCCCGAGCUAGCAGCAAACCCCACAUUCGCCACGGGGCGCGGCGACGCCGAGGAUAAGGAGUGGGGAGAGCAGCGGGUGCUUGAGGGGGACGACGACGGCGCCGACGAGGACGAAGACGAGAGCAUACGGGAGAGCAGCGUCGAUGAUGAGUCGUACGACCUCAAGCAGUUUGGGAUCUACCAGGCCCUGCCCGUUGAGGGCGAGCCCGACUGGAGCGCGGAGGACAUUGAUGCGGAGGAGUACCUGCGGCGCGUGCGGCACGAGGCGGCGCGCUGCCCUCGGGUGGUGCGGGCGGACAUUGACGUCGAGGCCCUUAGUAAACAGCAGGAGGAGCGGCAGCAGCAGCAGCAGCAGCAGCAGCAGCAGCAGCAGGCAGGUGAAGCGCAGGGCGAGCAGCCAGCGCUGCAGCAGGAGGAGCAGCAGCACGAGCACGACGGCGCCCCGCAGCAGCCGCGGGCGAAGCAGCAGCGGCGGCACCACCACCACCCCCUCUCCGCCGCCGGCGGGCCGCGGCUGGGGGACGGCUCUGACCUUAUCCCUGAGGCUCCCGGCUGGGCGCUGCCGGGCAACGGGUGGGUGCGGCAGUUUGUGGCGGACUUCCAACGGCUGCGGCGGCAGGUGGCGGACGUGUACGAGUCGGGAGAGCUCGCCCAUGAUAGGGUGCUGCCCGGCCCCAACGACCACCAAGGAUGGGACCGCCUCUGCUUCGGGCGCGGCCAGUGGGACGAGGGCGCCGCCGCCGGCGCGGUCGGCGUCGGCGGCGACAACAACAGAGGGGACGAGGAGGGCCCGGCAGCAGAGGAAGCCGAGGAGGCGGCGGUCCCAGGAUCUGAGAUCACGUUUUUGAGCCCUGUGGGCGUGUCGGCCCUCUUCCUUCACCACGCCCACCAGCUGCUGGACCGCAGCCCCCCCUCCCUGCCCCUGGCCCGCGCCCAGUGGCUCUUCGCGCUCGCGGCGCGCCUCGAGAAGCCGCUCCAUGCUGACCUGGCGGCCGCGUUCCGCGGGCUGCUGCGGCACUGCGCGGCGCUGAGGGCGGGGCUGGGGGGCGGGGGGGACCCGCUGCUGGCGCGGCUGAACGUGCUGAUCGUGGUGGCGGGGGCGUACUUUGGGCAGGACGAGCGGAUGUCGCGGGUGGUGGACGCGAUCGAGCUGUUCUGA